CAUUACAAGUGGUAUACGUAUAUCACAGCUGCCAGUGGAAUUCGAGCGGUGUGACAGUAUUUUCCUAUAUUAUUAAAGUUACCAGCACGGACAUUUAAUGAGGUAAUGUACAUAUCUAGUAACAAAGAAUCACGCCGAGGACUUCCGUGGAACGUCGAGGACAAAUAUCAGUUAGGCGACAGUGUUACACAGAGUAUGACGUCAAGCUAGCCUACACAAACGCUGAACUUACUUCCUUGUUGACAACCUGAAUGCAUGUCUUACCGUUGUGUGGCAAGUGAUUUGUACGGAACAUGUACCUACUCUCUCAACAGCAAAUGGAUACCUAUUUGGAUUAAAGUUUACUGUGUCAAGAGUCCUACUGAUAUCAAACGUGGAACAGUGAAUUACGAAUAGUGAGUGCGCUUAUCAAGUCAAGCUGAACUGUCAACGGUAUGACGAAGUCUGUGAUCGUGUGGAUAUAUGUCACCUAUCUUUGCUACCUUCUUCAGCCAGUUUGUACAGGUGAGACAUAUAUUUAUAUGGAGAAAGAGAAUACUUGGUACAACAUACCUCAGUAAGGCUUGCUAUGGAUCCGAUCCAUCCUGUACUCAGCAUCAUGUCAGCUGCAACUCUACCCAGAAGAUCGCCAUCGUUGACUACUACACUAACAACCCGAAGUGCACACAAGUAGGCCUCUCUAGCUGCGACAAUUACAGUGCGGACGGUGUAACAGAACAUGAAUAUGACAGAUUCAACUACACCGAGAUGUUCUCCCUCUACAAAAAAUGUUCAACAAAGAGUCAGUGUGUGUUUCCAGGUCCCCGGCGGAAUGUAACUCGUACAUUCUCUGUUGUAAAAUAUCAGUGCAUUGAAGAAGGUGAUUCCCUGAACAUCAGCGAAGGUGUUGUAGAGUUAUCUCAAGCCGCGAUUAACCAUGGAAACCAACUGAUGCCCAAUUGCUCAAAACGAAACGACACUUACGUGUGCAGUUUCAAGUCUGAUGACACUGCCACAAGGAUAUAUGCUCUUGAUGUGAGACUGAAUCGAGGAAAUAGACGGAAAUGUUUAUCACAGUUGUCUGUCCGACAUGGGAAUGUCAUCACAACGAAUAAUUGUUCAACAGUGUUCAAACCGUUUGAGAGACUCAACGUAACAACUGAACUCCCUCUACAUAUCCGAUUCAAAGAUAUCCGAAAGCAGUCAUCAAUUUGGCUUUUGAUCAAAGGUACAAACACAAGAACAACAUACAGCCAUGAUUCCACGACAAAUGACAGCAUACCAUCAGGACAGGCAGAAAGUAACGCUGGUGCAAUAGCUGGAGGAGUUGUGGCCACAGUCGCAGUUGUACUGGUUGUCACAUUGGUGUCAGUGUGGAUCAUACGGCACAGACGAGCGAAAAGCGAAGGGAAGGAGAAGACUGCAUCACUUCCGAAGGAUGCAAAGUCUGGCAUGACCUACAGUUUAGCCGGUAAGAUCUCACAGGAAAACUACCAUGAAAUCCAGGACCUGAAGACACACAACAGUGACUAUGACUACGCUACCGCGGACGACAUGGGUCUUCCUCCAACUACAAACACUUACUUCACCAUCGAACCUGCUGGGAAGCUAACUGCAAACGACAAUUCAACACCCUCUGCAGCUGAAGGCGUGUAUGAUCACAUUGGAGACAAGACAUCCCAACAGACCAGUGACUACGAUACAACAGCCUCGGUGGCUCAACCAGGAAAUACUGGAGAAGAUGGUUAUGGUUACAAUCACUUCCAAAAGAAAGCCAACACUCAGACACAACAGAAUGACUACGACACUGCUGCCUCUGCAAACCAGGCAGUUGCCCAACUCAGUUUGGCCGAAAAGAACACAGAUGAAGACGACUAUGACCAUUGUCAUAGGGGAACCAAUGCUUCUGAGACUGUUAGCUCGCCGUAUGAUUCUACAUCUGGAGUAGAGGAUAACCCUGAUUAUUCUGUUGCAGGGCAAAUGAAAUAAGCAUAUCCCGAAAUUGGAAUGUGUAUGCGUGUUCUUGUCGUACUGUACAUAUACAUGUACCUGAACGACUGCACACUCCGUACUUCAUACCUGUCCUUAGUUGAGGUGCCAAAGAAUGUUUCCAGUCAAAUGCUUUUUCGUAUCAGUGUUCAACAUUAUCACAAGAAAGGCGAGAAACAGAUGGCCUAUUCAUAUAAGGUGCGGUAGAUUGCACUGAAAUUUAUCACAAUUUCAGACUGGUUUAUUUAUGAUUUUUGGUUUGCCAGCACCAUCGAGUUAUAUGGACAUAUGCUGAGAUAUUGGUCACUCACAGACGGAAUGAUUAAUCCUUCCUUGAAACGAUUUUAUCAGGUUGGCAUUUCCACUAUUAUCAGUUAUGCCUCUUUGAUAAUAAUUAAUGAAUUUACAUGGAGUAAAUACAUAAUACACUGCAAAUACCAAUUCAGCACCAUUACUGUUUACACAACUAUGUUUACAGCUUAAAAUGAAUAUUUGGCAGAAUUAUGCAACUCUCAUUCAUCGGUUUGUUUCGGGUUUUCAAACUUAGUUUGUCUUCAUAUUUAAAAAUAGUACAUAAAAACACAGAUUAUGUAAUACACGUUGUGGCAACUGUUUCCAGGUUCCAUUUUAGUGCUUGUGGGUACUAUAUUUUGAAUGUUGAGUUCUAUGGUUUCAGUACGUUUUCAAUUCUUCACCACCAGCUCCUGUAUUUAGCUUACAACAUUCACGUACAUCGUCUCCUUUAGAGGACUUUAUAUGAGGAAUACUGAAAUAGGUUUUCUUUAUUGAUUUGAAAGGUAAGAUGCUCAUGAUAAGAGUGGAUCGUGUUUAAGCGUACACAGGUCACAACAAUUAGAACAAUUUCAUAAAUAUUCAUACUUUUGAUUUUAUUCAUGUUUGAAUGUUAGGAAAAUUGAUGUGUACGUCAAUAAAAAUAACCAACAAAAACAAUUAAAACAUGCUGCCAGGCGGAUAACUAAGUGUACAUCAUAUGUUCAACGCUUGUUAUAUUUACACCUUCUCCGGAAACUAGAGAUUUUAUUACUUUUUAGGUUGAAACAUGAUACCUUCAGUGCUUGGGAUAUUUACGAUUACACAUUGUUAGUAAAGUAGAGAUUGGGGUACAUUUUUGGGUUGAGUCCAGUCUUUGAUUUUACAACUCAUUAAACGUUGUUGAAAUGUUUAAUUUAAUCCUUUUAAUGAAAUCUUGAACUUGAUUAUUUUCAAUUAAUUUCCUAACUCGGAAUUAUUCCUGAUAGAAAACAGUACCAAAUAACAAAUAUAUAUACCAGACUUUUCAUGUGAAAUGAGUGAAGGGGGUGUAGGAAAAUUCAAGAUGGCUGUUACAGACGAUACAGGGUCUACUUUGAGGUCCGUGAUACCCAUCUUAGAUUUUUACUGGUUAUAUGAUAGGUCAGUAGUUCUGCUCGCUGAUUGGACAAUCUCACUACGAGGCCUAAUCAUGACAGAAGAAAACAAUCACUUGAUAUAGUUUUGGUUAAGAUUUGAGAUAUGCUCCAUACUUUAUGUACAUCAACAGUUAAUAGAUAGUGAAACUUCAGGGUCAGAUUCUGUCAAAAGCAUCCAUCAUUUUUCAACAGCCAGGAAUCUGCUGAAAGCUUACUUGAACCGACUUAGCUUCCCAUACCUGAAUGUUCAAUAUUUAUCGUUAUAUGUGUAAAUAGUAUGAAACAUACAGCCCUCAGUCAUACAGUGACGGAUAUAAAUCUAUCCUGUGAAUACUAAUCUUGUACAAUGCAGAAUUUGCAUGUAGAGUUAUCUCUCUUCCUUCGUCGAUAAAGAUGGUUCUCGGAAAGAUGAGUUCGUUUUGUGCACAUUCUGGUAAGAUUAUACGAUCUACGGCCAAAACGUUCCACUGACUACUUUCAACUUUGCUAACAAGGAUGUGAGACACAUGAAUGUUAUAACUUUAGAACGUCAGUAUUCAAAACAUAUACAAAGCAUUGUAGUACAUGUAUGUCAUUGUGGAUGAUCUUCUUGCAACAUCAUGAUGAAACGGAUUAAACAUGUCAAGUAUAUCAAGACUGGGUAUAUCA
Haliotis rubra (blacklip abalone) is the source of this 4025-nucleotide messenger RNA. RefSeq lists its product as uncharacterized. The coding region runs from base 463 to 1968 and encodes 501 amino acids. The record is from RefSeq and is a predicted model, not a curated record. The transcript is spliced from 7 exons. NCBI's taxonomy places the organism in Eukaryota, Metazoa, Mollusca, Gastropoda, Lepetellida, Haliotidae.